UUCUCCUGUGUGUAUUUCAGAAAGCGAGGAGCCCGUAUCGUGCGGCGGUGCGGUGUUGUGUGCGCUGUGCUGCUGGCACGCUGCUGAUUGCCCAGCGCCUGGCAGCGUCUCAGUGAAUACCAAUCGCUUCAUUACUGCGGGACAGGGGGAUUACACCGGGUCGUGUUAAAUCAUACUACUACUAAUAAUAAUAGUAACAAUAACAAUCCCAUCACCUGGAAACCUGCUUUUUGACUUUACCGCCGCUCUGCGCUCAUCUCACCUGAGUGUCCCGGGAAAGAAGCGUGCUUCCUGGGGAUAAGGAAAGCAAGCCCAGCAUUUUGAAAAGAACUGCAGGGAUUCGAUUGGGAUGACCAGCAGGAGGAGGAGCCCUGACUGGUGACCAGCCACUCAGCGCAGUGCACUCUCAGAGAGGACUAUUCUGUGGUAGGGGAGUACAGGACUGACUGCCUGCGCACGAGGGGAGUGCAGAGGGAGGUGGGGGCGGCAGUGUCUCCCGGCCUCACGGCUAUGCGCGAGUGUGAUAGCAGGUCACGGCCAUGGAGACGGACAGCUACAGGGGGCUCCUGGAGACCAGCGACGGCUUCGACCCAGAGUCGGGGGGCUGGUACCUGCCCUACCCGCUGUGGCUCCAGGUCUCCCUCUCAGGCUUCCUGAUGCUGGAGAUUGUGCUGGGCUUCAGCAGCAACCUGACAGUGCUGGUGCUGUACUGCAUGCAGUCCAGCCUGGUGGACUCGGUCAGCAACACGGUGACCAUGAACCUGCACGUGCUGGACAUCAUCGUGUGUGUGGUGUGCGCGCCGCUCACCAUCGUGGUCAUCCUGCUGCCACUGGAGCAAAAUGCAGCCCUGCUGUGCUGCUUCCACGAGGCCUGCGUCACCUUCACCAGCAUCGCCACGGCCGUCAAUGUGCUGGUCAUCAGCAUGGACCGCUACGACAUCUCUGUGCGGCCUGCCAACCGUGUCCUGACCCCUCCCCGCGCCGCCCUGCUGCUAGCCUGCGUGUGGGCUGUCUCCUUGGCUGUCUUCUUCAUCCCCUUCCUGGAGGUGCGCUUUUUCGGAGACCCGGGUGAGGGGGGCAGCAGCGAAGCGGCCUGGGAGAACCGCACCCUGCUGUGCCUGAGCGGGGCUGGAGGGAGGUGGCAAGCAGACUAUCACAGGGAGCUGGGCAUGUACUACCACCUGCUCCUCCAGAUCCCCAUGUUCUUCGUGGCCAUGGCAGUCAUGCUGGUCACCUACUAUAAAAUCCUGCAGGCACUCAACAUCAAGAUCGGCUCGCAUUUUAAGAGGAGCCAGCGGCGCAAGAACGCCGGGAGCAGCGGGAGCUGCGCCAACAGCAGCAGCAACAAGAAGAAGAAAAGGAAAUCUUCCGCCCCGAUGCUGGCUGCACCCAGCGAGUCCAAACUCCUGACCCAGCCCCCUCCCCUCAUCCCCGGCUCCACCCCCCAGCCCCCCGUCUCUCAGAUGGGGGUCCAGGCUUCCGUCUCAGUUAUCAUCGCCCUGCGGAGGGCGGUGAAGCGGCACCGGGACCGCCGCGAGCGCCAGAAGAGGGUGUUCCGGAUGUCUCUGAUCAUCAUCUCCACGUUCCUGGGCUGCUGGGCUCCCAUCUCAGUGGUGAACCUGCUGAUCCUGUGCCUGGGCCCCAGCGACAGGCUGGUGACGGUGCGGAUCUGCUUCCUCGCCCUGGCGUACGGCUCCACCAUCUUCCACCCGCUGCUCUACGCCUUCACCCGGCAGAAGCUGCGCAAGGUACUGAAGAGCAAGGUGCGGAAGCGCGUGGUGUCGCUGCUGCAGGUCGACCCAGCUCCCAGUGGCACCGUGAUCCACAACUCCUGGGUGGAGCCCAAGAAGGGGGGCCGCAAGCCCAGGCUGGAGUGCAGUGACGCCACAGACCGCUGCCUCACCGAGGCUGUCAGGGAGUGACUCUGCCUUUCUUACAGCCAUCCCUCUUUUCUGCCUUCUCUCUCCCAGCCUCUUUCCUCUCUCUCUUCCUUCCCUGUCCUUCCUCCUCCAUCUCCCCCCAUUUUUUCCACCUUGCUUAUUUUCUUUGUUUAAUUCUUCUCCCUUCCUUUCUUCAUUUCCCUUUUUCAUUUUGUCUGUCCCUUGCUUCUGCAUUCCCUGUUGUCUCCUUGAUUUAAUUCCUGCUGUCUCCUUUUUUUUCUCCAUUUCCCUGUCCCCUAUUCCCUUUUCCCUUCCUGCAGAGUCUCUUGCCUCUGUCUUCCUCCCUUCCCUGUAUUAUUGUAAUUACCUUGUCUUGUUUUAUUGAGAAAACAACCAGCAAAAAUCUCUUUUUCAGACACUGUAGACUGCAACUAUUACAACAGGUGCAACAGCACAGUUUGUAUCCUCCUGUGUGAGUAACCACAGCACUCUAUGAACACUCACAGUGUAUUCUGUUCAUACAGUGAAUGGGAAAGAAAGACUGUUCAAACCUGUAUGUAAGAGCUGUGAUAUUGGAGAAUCACUUUCCUUAGAUCGACCUCUGUAGGGUCUGCUUUAAGAAGGGUCUGGAGCAGAGCGAUUCACCCAGCAGCACUGACUGUGGGUCUGGAGCAGAGCCAUUCACCCAGCAGCACUGACUGUGGGUC
Molecule: messenger RNA, 2587 nt
Organism: Polyodon spathula (Mississippi paddlefish)
Lineage: Eukaryota; Metazoa; Chordata; Actinopteri; Acipenseriformes; Polyodontidae
Product: G-protein coupled receptor 22-like
Exons: 3
Coding region: 540-1922 (460 amino acids)
Biological process (GO): G protein-coupled receptor signaling pathway
Cellular component (GO): membrane
Molecular function (GO): G protein-coupled receptor activity; peptide binding
Source: RefSeq, a predicted model, not a curated record